ACUUCAACUCGCUCCUUCUCCAGCACCACCCAAGAAGUAGGGUCCCACUCUCUCAGUGCCAUUCUCUGAACCCUAACUGAUGCUCUUAAAUUCUCUUCACUGUUUCCCAAAUUGAACUUCGCAGUACUAUCUAUUAUGUCAUCGGAAGAAAUUGGUCUUGCUCCAAAUCAGAGGAUUGAUAAUGGUCUUAAUUCACCCCUAGUUUUCCAAGACGAGCCCUUGCGUUACAGUAGCGGUGCCCCACAACGUCGGGUUGGGGACCCAGGUUCGAAAACGAGGGAGCUGGCCGGUUUCAUUGAUGAAAAGAUUUUCGCCGUGGAUCGUGACCGUUUUUUCGCGGCUCCGGCAUUGGAGUUUCGUCGUAAUGUUUACGGGGAUUGCGCGGACCAUCGGAACCCACCGGACGCCCGGAAUUGGAAUGGGAACGGGAGCACUGCAACUCCGAGCGGCGAUGAAUCGGACGGCGAGGAUGAUGAAGACGAUGAGGAAGAGGACGACGACGAUGUUGUUGAGGGUGGCGCUGAAGUACAAAGACUAGUUGGUGUUAACGAUGCAAGCAAAGGGAAUUCCAAUUCUAAUUCAAUUAACGAUAUUAGCAAUAACAGCAUAAGUGGUGGUAACCUGGCUAGUGCUGCAGAUGGAAUAUCGAACGGAAAAGCUCAACACCAUUCGUCCUACGGAUCCAGGAGAGAGGUAUUGGGGAAGGAUGGAGAAAUUGGGCAGACGCCGAAUAAUUCAAGGGGUAACGACGAAGAUCAUCAGCAAGAAAGGUUAGAUAAAUCGCAGAGUGCGGUCACGAUUGCCGAAACUGAUUGUGAGGAGUAUUAUUCGCACUAUCUUCAAGGCACGGAGGGCUCAGCUUCAGUGCACAAACCUAUAGGAGGGGAAAAUGGUUGUGGAUUUAGCGGAAGAAAGGAAGUUAUCUAUUCAAGCGAGUCAGUCGAGUCAUUGAGGGCAGUGCUUUCAGAUCCUAUAACGGGUGCUCUUAUGGAUGAUGCAAUGAUAUUGCCUUGCGGACAUUCCUUUGGCGGAGGAGGAAUACAGCAUGUUAUUAGAAUGAAAGCUUGUUGCACUUGUUCCCAACCCAUAUCUGAAGAAUCAAUAUCUCCAAAUCUAUCACUUAGGGUUGCUGUGCAGGCAUACCAUCGGGAAGAGGAGUCACAGUUUUACCGAUCAUCCAAAAGAAGAAAAGAAAGAUUUGAUCAGGGUGGUUAUGGUGAUUCAACAGUUAUGGAACAACCAAGAGGAAGAGGUGUUCAAUUUCCGUUUGCUGUGAUGGAUCGGGUUAUUAUAAAGGGGAACAAGAGGACCCCGCAGCGUUUUGUUGGACGGGAAGCUAUUGUAACAACACAAUGCCUGAAUGGAUGGUACGUGGUAAAGACAUUGGACAAUGCAGAGAGUGUUAAAUUGCAGUAUCGCUCGCUUGCUAAGGUUUCAGAUCUCCGGCAAGGUGGGACAUGACGGUUUUUCCUCUUAAAUUUGCUCACUCUCAUAUUACUUGCAAGAAAAUGUGCUGACAAACUUUGUUAACAUAGAAGCGUCGUUAGAGAUUGUAUGAUUUGUAUCUAUGUAUUGAUCUUCAUACAGUUCUAAUUUUACGUCAACGGCUAUAAAGUUGUCAGAUUAUGUUAGAGGAAAUUGCAAGUCUCUCUCAGUAUUGACUUUAAUUGGAUUAGAUAUGGGCUAUGGAUAUGGGCAUUGUGCGAAGUCUAAUGUGCGUUACAUUACGUUAUAUACGGCUCGU
Messenger RNA from Neltuma alba, 1744 nucleotides. Its product is annotated as U-box domain-containing protein 62. Bases 136 to 1461 code for a protein of 441 amino acids. Lineage: Eukaryota; Viridiplantae; Streptophyta; Magnoliopsida; Fabales; Fabaceae. The record is from RefSeq and is a predicted model, not a curated record. Gene Ontology annotation, molecular function: ubiquitin-protein transferase activity. Gene Ontology annotation, biological process: protein ubiquitination. The transcript has 8 exons.